This is a messenger RNA of Aspergillus saccharolyticus JOP 1030-1, 936 nucleotides long. Its product is annotated as NAD(P)-binding protein. The transcript has 3 exons. NCBI's taxonomy places the organism in Eukaryota, Fungi, Ascomycota, Eurotiomycetes, Eurotiales, Aspergillaceae. The record is from RefSeq and is a predicted model, not a curated record. The coding region runs from base 1 to 936 and encodes 311 amino acids.
AUGCGCAUCCUAAUCGUCCCCGCCUCCCCCAAAACCUCCCGCGCCACUAUCCAAGCCCUCCUGCGCAGCCCCAACAACCCAAACACACCAAUCCAGAUCCGUGGCCUCUACCGCAAUCUCGACCGCAUCCCGGCGGAGUUCCAGGAUAAGGAUGAUUCCAUCUUCGAGCCCUACCGCGGCGACCUCACCGUUCCCGCCACUCUGAACUUCCAUGGCUUCGACACCGUUUUUUUUGUUCUCCCGCCCUGCUUCGAUGGGGGUCAAUUGACUGAGUGGGCGACGACCGCGUCCACGAAUAUCCGGCUUGCAAUCCAGCGCUCGGGGACCGUAAAGCGGUUGGUGUUGUUGUCGAGUAUGGGGGCGGAGUUGGAAGGGGGAACGGGCGAGAUCAUGACAAACCACAUCUCCGAAGAAAUCCUCCGCGACGCAGCAUGCGAGGUUGUCAUCAUACGCUGUGCGUAUUUCAUGGAGAAUUGGGCGACCAGUCUGCCAACUGUCCGGCAAAAGGAGACGCCGUAUCUGGAGACGGUGAUCACGCCGGUGGAUUUCGCGGUGCCGAUGGUUGCAGUUGAGGAUAUCGGAGUCAAGAGCGCAGAGUGUAUUCUGUCAACCGAGAGGAAAGAGUCUAAGCCGUAUGUGAUUGAGCUGCACGGUCCCCGGGAGUAUGCGUCGGUGGAUGUGCGGCGGGCGUUCGAGAAGGUACUGGGUCGUGCGGUGGAGUUGAGGCCUGUGGAGAAGGAGAAUCUGACGGAGUACUUUGCGGGGUUCUUGCCGGAGGCAGCGGUGGGGCCGUUUGUGGAGAUGACGCUGAGUUUCCUGCCAGGGGGUGUGAUGCAUAAUGAUUUGGGGAAGAAGGAAGAGGUGCGGCUGAUGAGGGGGAGGGUGGAGUUGGAGGAGGUCGUGGCUGGGUUGGUGAAGGGGGAGGAGGGGGAGUGA